AUAAAGUGCGCUGCCACCACGUGGUUCGACGGAUUCGCCAACACACAACGCCAAACACUCGACCCUCGAGGCGUCUGCGGCAGGAUCUGCAACGGAAGGACCCCAGCGAUAGAGGUGCCGCUUCAUCACCCAACGCAGUGCCGUGUAGCGGAUAGGACAGCCAACAACACAAUGCAGUUACGUAAAAUCACUGAAACGUCGUGGGCUUCGGCCAUCGCGUUGACAUUACUUCUACUGGUUUUCGCCUCUACCAUCGACACCACAUCCGCCCUCAGCUACCGAGGCUACAAACAAGAAAUGAAAGAACAACCGGACGACGUACUUAUCGAUCUAAUUGCACGAUACGGCCACACGAUGCUGCGAGCCAAAGAUGAAUUAGAAAACUCUAAGCGGACGGUAGACUUUGGACUAUCUCGUGGCUACUCAGGGGCACAAGAAGCGAAACAUCGGAUGGCCAUGGCGGUCGCCAACUUCGCCGGUGGCCCUGGGCGGAAACGAAGAUUCGAGGGAAUCAUGCUGUAAAUCUGGAAAUUGAAGCGAGCCAAACAAUUCCUGUCAUGUUAUCAUGAAUAAGUGCAAUACGACCGAGUUACGGAAACCGACGAAAUGAGCCUCACAACACAAUCAAUUCGAGCAAUACAACCGCUUUUUUGUCUUCUGUCUAUUGUUGAACGUAGAGUUUAAAUAAAUUAAAGCCAGUUUUGAUAGAAAUGUAUCAAUGAUGAUGUA
Anopheles nili is the source of this 729-nucleotide messenger RNA. It is a transcript of the gene Dh31, whose product is annotated as diuretic hormone class 2. The coding region runs from base 172 to 522 and encodes 116 amino acids. Gene Ontology annotation, molecular function: diuretic hormone activity; G protein-coupled receptor binding. The record is from RefSeq and is a predicted model, not a curated record. Gene Ontology annotation, biological process: body fluid secretion. Lineage: Eukaryota; Metazoa; Arthropoda; Insecta; Diptera; Culicidae. The transcript is spliced from 6 exons.